GAACAAGACAUAGGAUGGGCCGAGUCGUGCAAAGAGGUGUCGUUCAACAUUGAAGGGGAGGAGUGCCUCAAAAAAGCGAGAGAAGCAGGAGAGCGUGAAGGAUGCCUGCUUCGUCACAAGCCGCCGCAGCCGAGCGGCGAAACGAAAGGAUGCUGACGCACGAACCACCGAAAUUGAAAACCACUUUGAAAACGCCUCCCAAGCAAGCGACCAAUCCUUUGCAAUUCGUCAAGGUCGGACCAUGCUCCUUAUAUCGAACCGCACAGGAGCAAUUGCAAAAAGUUCAAGAAGUAAAGAAGAUCAAACAGGAAGUUCGCGAUGAUCCUGAAGAUUGGCAAUCGAAUUUGGAUAACUGGAAGAGUAGCCGGAGGAAGCGGCAGGAACAUAUAAUCGAGCGAGUGGUGGAGGUGAAGAAACUCGAGUUGGAGGAACACGAUCGUCAGCGUCGACGAAAUAAAACUUUUUCGGAAAUGAUGGAGGAACGCGGUAACAGAGGUCGCAAACUGAGUAUCAGUUUGGCCAUGUACAACGAUGAGGAUGCGAACGAUCUUAGCGACCUUGGAAUCGGUACCAGCAGCGGCAAGAGCUCGGUCAGCGGUGAUACGCAUGAUGACACUCACAGUGUCUUGAGCGACAGAGACAGUGAGAUCGAGAAGAGUCACUCGGACGUGGACAAUGUCACCGACGUGAUUUCAUCCACGAUGACGAUCAACACAACGCUGCCGACGACAGCGACAACAGUCGCGGCCGCAUCAGGAAUGGCAACGAUCGCAUCGACGACAACAACAGCGAUGACAGCAGCAGAAGCCACCAAUUCGGCGAUGUCAACAAUUACGUCAGUGACAACGUCCACCCCGAGGAAAGUAUUCGGCAGUGGUUUUCACAAUCAUAAUCAGGAGUACGAUUCGGCUACUACCGCGACAAUGAGCUCACCCGAACCGGAAGAAUACACUUACGAGGGCGCCAUUCGCAGUUACGUCUCGAGGGUGUCGCAAAAUAUACCGAGAAGGUCUUUAACCGGGAUCGAUUCCAAGCUGGAGGCAACCAAGUCUUCGAUGAACGGUUCUAAGACGAGCCUGAACGACGAUAAGUCGCCUCUGUCCGUGGUAAAGGUUGACAUACUUAAAAGACGCGAGGUGUUCGAAAAGGCGUCGCAGAAGAGUAGUGAUAACAAGACAAACAAUAGGCUAUCGGGUGACUUUACCGGCACGAAAUCGAUCAAGGAGAGGCUGUCGAGUCUCGAGAGGCAAAAGCACGAGGCCGAGAACGGCGACAAGGCUACCAACAAGACGCUCAAUCGAUUAUCCGGCGAUAUGAGCUCGAUCCGGGAGAGGCUCACCCAUUUGGAGAAGCAAGCUUCGGAGCGAGAGAACAAGAGUUCCGUUCAUCGCAAGCUCAGCACGGAAGAUCUAGAGACGGUGAGGCCUCUUAGGGAAAGACUGUCUACUCUAGAAAAAUACAGCAGCAGCGAUGAGUCCUCGGUACCGACCACGACGAACGAGUCUCGCUCGCGCAAUGGCGAGCUAACCGCCAGGAUCAAGGAUCGCUUCAGCACAUUCAAUGACGUUGGAAAGAACAAGGACGCGAUGGAUAAGCGGGGACCCGCACAUGUCGGCAAACAUCCGCUCUGCUUUCGAGAUCAGGAAAACAGGGUUGACACGUCAACGCCCAGUGAAAGGAGCUCGUCACCCGAUUCGGAAUACCGGGUACCUCGUGCCGUCUUCCAUAGAAGCCUGGAUUCCCUAGACGCCGACGCUUCCAGCGGACCUGAUACCUUCGAGCGCGUGCAGAGCCUUGAGGAGCUCGACUAUGGACGACGAUAUCCCGCCUCAUCGUCAUCCGCGGAACUCCUGAACGAUACAGAUCGUGAAGAUUCAGGUAUCCAUACCGCGGAUGUGAGCUGCUCGGUCAGCCAGGCGGAUGAGCCGAUCGAUGAAGAGGUCGUGCAUCAUACCGGUGGCGCAAUCAUCGAGUCGAGACGAGAAGUUAUCGCCGAAGAAAGAGUCAAGCUACUUCCAUCUAUCACUUCCAUCAUUCAGGAGGAGGUGUCGGUACCGAACGAUACCACGACGGCCUCUCCUUCGCAGUUUACCAGUCCUCGGGAGGCAGUAGCAGUGAACAAGGGUACUGCUGACAGCUCUGGAAAACUAUCGACUAACAAAUCACAGCCGCACGUAGAAACUAUUACUAAUUCUAAUACACCUCGCUCGUAUACCUCGGUGUCUCACGUGGCCACUCAUCCGAGUCCCAAGGUACCUCCGCAAGAAAUAACUUCCGAAAACUUCUCGAAAUCGCGAACAUUCGACAAAGACGCGGCCGAGCUCAAGACAGAUCCCGAACCGAGUCUCAACGAGUCUAUAGUAUCGGCCAGUUUGAAACUCUCCAUCGAGCAAGCGAGACCAAAAUUCAUUGGCCAACCGAAGCGACAGAACCUCGUCAAGGAACACUCCUCUACUAACACUCCUCCCUCUCCGCCAGCCUCGGAUGUCAUUGUUAGCGCGGAAACUUACCAAUUAUCUUUUCCCUCCGUGAGAACAACGUCGGCACCAACUGGUCCCUCCCUGGAAGCCAAUCCUUCGCUUCCCAAAUCUACGUCUUCCCGAACGAUAUCCAAGAUUCCCACUCCCCUUUCUCGUAAAACUGCCAAGACCUCACCUCCCGACUCUGCCUUGACCUCGUCCGCUCUCAAAGCUUCGCCCUCGAAGGCGUCCAGCCUUCCUAACAAGCCCCCGACUUGUCAGACUUCCAGCCCAAUUCGGAGAACGUCCGAAACGGCUCUUCCUACUUGUGCCACCAUCGAGUCCUCUUCUCCCAGCCCAGCGGAACAAUUUGUACCACCCUCCUCUCCUUCAUCGAGACUCAUCUCAGGAAACGCGCGAGACGAGGAGACCCUACUACCUGCGGAACGUCGUCGAACCGUGGUGGAAGUGUGCGAAAAGGUGGUGGUACCUCAGGGCAAGACUCCUACGACGCCGCCAGUGACGCCGUUCAUCACGGUGAACCGCCUGACAAACGCGGACAAGGGUGGUUCUGUGACCGAGGAACGGAUCGUUAUCGAGAAAACCGACCAAGAGGAGGCAACUGCGAACCGCCUAGUUGCUUUAGCAGUCGAACACGAGCAGCACGAAACGACGGAGACGAAUGUCGAGAUGCCAGUCACCGCCAACACCACGAAAAAGCGCAUCGUCGAAAGUGAUGUGCACGAUACAUCAUCUACUGCUACACCUGUCACGUCGACAGCUGAUCGUCCGGCUAAUCUGGGUUUGAUGAAACAAGAAGUUGGUCUGAUCCCGGCCUCGCCGAUCUCCAAACAAAUUCUGCCACUUACUCUAUCUAAUGAUGAGGAAAUAAUUGCCGAUCAAUCUUUCCUUCUGAAUCCACCGACGAGUGUCGAGCCACCAAAGGAAAAACCACCACCACCUCCGGUGGAUGACAACCCUUCGCCGGAGCCGCUCAAAAGAUUAAACUCUACUCGCAGAAUAAAGAAAGAGUUGCGUACAAGACGCUCGGAUUUCCUCGGUAUUGAAGGGCAGGUCAACGACGAUGAUCUCGAAUCUGAGUUGACGUUGACCAAACCACCUGACAUGGCAGCAAUCCUCGCUGAGGAGAGGCGCAUCGAGCAACUUCAUCGUCGCUCUUACGAUACUGACAGUAACUACGAGCAAGAUUCGAGUCACGAGAGAGACUCUGGAGUCGAGUUGGGCCACGUCGAGGACUGGGCGAAGCAACCCGUCAGCCCCGAUAUGUCGCAGCACAGCAGACAGAGCAGCGAGCCUUUCGGCGCCAGUGUGACCUCCUCCGAAGAGGACGAGAUCACGAAAAAAGAGCGGGAAAUCAUGGAGGUUCUCGAGAAGGAGGAACAGUGGCGAUAUGGCGAUAAUCGCGAGUACAAUAGUGACUUAGGGGAAAGGCUGGCUCACAAAUUGCGCGAACUCGAGGAGGAGAAGAUGCAGUUGGAGAGAGAGGCGAUACUGCGUUGCAACGAGGACGCAUUUCGCAAGAAGGACGACAACGCACGCAAGCAGGAAGAUGCUUCCUCGUAUGAGCAACAGCAACAGCAACAUGAUGAGACAGCGAAACAGCAGGAGACCCAAGCGCGAACGAAGGAGGAAGAAGAGGAGGAGAAGGAAGCGAAGUACGUCGGGGACAAGCGAAAGGACGGGGAGCUCAAGAUGCAGUCGGAACAGCUGAGAAUGCAGAACGAGAUUGAAGAGAAAGAACGAAGGGUCGCUGAUGCGUGUCGCAAGGAAGAAUUGCGUAUCCGAACGAUGGAAAGUCAAAUUCGCGAGCAAGAGAACAAAGCAUUGGUCGGUGCUGGGUUGCGCAACAACGAAGAUGAAUUCCCUUCCGGGGAAGUGCUGCGAGUGGAAAGAGAACUUCUGCAAUUAGAGCAAGAAGAAUUAAAGAGGCAACGCAAUAAUCUGGCUUAUCGUGAGCAAAAGCAACUUAGAUUGGCGGAGCAAUUACAGGAACAGUGGAAAUCCUUGCAAGAUGUUGCGCAGAAUUCUAUUAAGAAUGCACAAUACAAGUAUAAUACGCCUACAGUGAAUUAUAGAUCUUCAAUGCCGAAUUUGCAGUUUCAAGACCUACCAAGAAGGAGACCACCACCACCGCCACCGAUUCCGCUUACUAAACCACGUAUAUUAGAUCAAAGACAGAGAGAUGUUACCAUCAGGAAUAGCCGUAUACCAUCCGCGGACUCGAUUCCCCAACAAGUAGAUGCUUCUAUUCGAGAAAAUGCAUCGGCAACGACGCUUGCGAGUCAUGCUGGUCAGCAAAUGUCCAGGCAAACCUUACAGGCAUUAAGUGCAGUACCACGACCACGAAUUGUCCAAGGUGAUCAAUGGGUUCAACGGAGGAAAAGUGAUGUGCCGAGAGGCGCUCACGAUGUAAACUAUCAACAUUGGCUCAUUCAAGAGGCAGAACAAAGGAGGAUUAAUGAGAGAAAUCAACGAUCGCCGGCGCGGAAAUCUCAACCGCAUGUAACUGGCACCUCCGUACCGUAUAAUGCUCCAAUUCGAACAGAUAGCAAACCACUACCCGAUUCUAUCAUACAAACUUUAACGCAAAGAGUGCAGAAUAAAACACAAGAAAAACCUCUUUCAACAAGAAAAAGAUCAGAGCAAGUUCACACUCAAGAACAUUUGACGACUGUACAGCAUCAAUCGCCACAGUAUACGUUACAGUCUCAAAAGACACAACAUCCCUCAAUCACGAGCAACAAUGGAAAUCAAGAAAAAAUGCUGAGCGUGAGCGGGAAGAAAAAGUGUUCUCAUUGUGGAGAAGAAUUAGGUCGUGGUGCAGCAAUGAUAAUCGAGAGUCUACGACUGUUUUAUCAUAUGGAGUGCUUCAAAUGUUGCGUAUGCCAUGUGCGUCUCGGCGAUGGAUUGAUGGGCACAGACGUGCGUGUCCGAAAUCACAAACUCCACUGCCAUAAUUGCUACUCCAGUGACGACGGUGUCAAGUUCAGUUGUGUAUAGAAGCCUGGUGGUUAACGAAAUUAUGCUGAUUAAUUCAAUGAUAUUAUGAUACUUUUCGAUUAAACCGUAUAAUUUUUCAACCAUUUAGUUAACCUAUUUAAAAACAUCACUGGAUACAAACGACCUAUAUAUAAAUAAAUGUGCAUAAAUGUAAUUUUUUGAUAAUUGAGAUAGGAGAAUAUAUCAUUAUGUCUGCCGAGAGCGAUACAUAUAUAUAUAUUAUCUUUUGUGUUUUUAUUUCAAGAUAAUGACUUUUCACACAUGUAUGCAACCGUUUCAACUAACAUGAAUCAUACAUGAAGAAUGUAUAUAAGAUGUAUUUAUGUAAUUAGUGUAGAAGUAAGAAAUCGUAGUUUAUUAAGACGAUUCACUGUAAUUGGCGUUCAUUUAGCAACGCUGUAUAUUUUUGUAAUAUAUAAUUCUUCUAUUCUCUAUUUAUAUCAGAUAAUUUACAUCGUAUAUUCGAAUAACAAAACGUACACGAUUAUUAUCUCAAUCAGAAGCGAAUGAUACGAAAAUGAGUUUCUGAGGUAAUAAAAAUCUAAAUGAUUCUACGCAUUUAACAGUCGAUAAAUGCAAACAGUGGCGUAUGCGGAUCCAUUUAUAAUACAUUACAAUUCAAGCUUACUAUUGCGAAUAUCGAAAAUAAUAAUUCAUUUUUACUAAAUUUUUCAUAUAACGUAGUUUUUUACACAAAUAUUUUUUUCUUGCAUAAAUAUCACUAAUAUAUAUAAUAUCAUAAUAAAUAUUUUUUAUAUAUUUAUAAAAUAAAUUUCUUUUAAAGUUUUCUGUAAAAUCCGCUACUGUUUAGAAACCAAAGCACGAUUCGUACAGAUACUUCCGAAACGAUUAAUUUUCGAUGCGAAAUUGCGUAUUUUUUAAAUGAAAGUAACGCAACUCAAACUCAAUCGUUUAUCAUAAUCAUGCCGAACAUUGCAUUGUGAAAUAUUGUAACAUAUGCAUCUCGUAUUAACGCAAUUUUAUAUUAUUGAAAAAAAUAAAUGAAGCACAGGUAAAAUUA
Camponotus floridanus (Florida carpenter ant) is the source of this 6501-nucleotide messenger RNA. It is a transcript of the gene smash, whose product is annotated as transcriptional regulator ATRX. Gene Ontology annotation, molecular function: myosin II head/neck binding. The record is from RefSeq and is a predicted model, not a curated record. Lineage: Eukaryota; Metazoa; Arthropoda; Insecta; Hymenoptera; Formicidae. Gene Ontology annotation, biological process: regulation of focal adhesion assembly; positive regulation of stress fiber assembly. Gene Ontology annotation, cellular component: stress fiber. The coding region runs from base 102 to 5480 and encodes 1792 amino acids. The transcript has 16 exons.